AUGCAGAGCUUGACUGGACGCUGGCCCAAGGCUACAGAGAAGAUCGACGGACCACCGUGGGUUAAGCGUGUGGAGGACAUUUUCGACGAUCCUCAGUUCUACAUUGAUGACGCGACCCCUAUGGAUGUACACCAGGGUAGUGGCGGCGAUUGUUGGUUCCUUGCUGCCCUCAUGGCCGUGACGGCGAAGAAAGAGCUCAUUGGCACCAUUUGUGUAGAUCGAGAGGAGUCCAUGGGCGUCUAUGGUUUCGUCUUCUUUCGCGAUGGCGAGUGGAUAUACGAAGUUAUUGACGAUAAGCUGUUCAUGCGCGUUGGUGACGAUGACGACAUAAAAGUAGUGCGGGAUUGGGACAGAGACAAGAAGGAAGGCAUGCCUCUCCAGCACGACGAAGAGAAGUUUAAGAAUAUCCUUCAGCGCGGGGGCGAAGCAUUGUACUUCUCGCACUGCAAGUCCAACGAGACAUGGCUUCCUCUCAUCGAGAAAGCAUAUGCCAAAGCACACGGUGACUACUUCGCUAUCGAAGGGGGCUUCGCUAGUGAAGGGAUCGAGGAUCUUACCGGCGGUGUUGGCGUGGUUCUGAAUCCUGAGGAUAUCAUGGACAAAGAAAGAUUCUGGCGCGAGCAGCUUAGCCAAGUCAACGUGAAGUACCUGUUCGGCGGUGGGAGCAAAGCCAGCUCUUCCAAAGGCGUUAUCGGUGGACACGCUUAUGCUGUCCUUGACAAAUGGGAAAGUGAAGACAAGAAAUUGAAGCUGUUGAAGCUGCGCAACCCAUGGGGUCACCAGGAAUGGGAAGGCGAUUGGUCCGAUGGCAGUAAGCUGUGGACGGCAGACAUGAUAACGAAGCUAAAGCAUGAGUUUGGUAAUGAUGGAGUGUUCUGGAUGUCGUACAAGGACUUUCUCAAGCACUUCCCUUGCAUCAACCGUGUUCGGCUCUUCGACAAGACGUGGAAGGUCUCACAGCAGUGGACCUGUGUCCAGGUGCCUUGGACAGUGGACUACCUCGACACCAAGUUCACCUUCACUAUAUCCGAGCGCGGCCCGGUCGUGAUCGUGCUAUCUCAGCCAGACGAUCGGUACUUCUACGGUCUUGGAGGUCGGUUGCUCUAUUCACUACAUUUCCGAGUCUACAGAGAGGGUGAGGAGGGUAGGUGGAUCGUGCGCAGCAUGCAUAAUAGUGGCAAUGAGACGGUCUUCACACGAUCAGUCUCCGCUGAGCUCGACAAUCUCGAGCCAGGAACCUACUCCGUCGUCUUCAAGAUAUCCGCCGUGCGUCUUCCGGGCGCAUCGACAGCGGAAGAAGCGAUCUUGAAGUUCGCCGUGGAGCGUAAAGAAAAGCUGCUCUAUGUUGGCCGGCGGUUCGACUACGCUCAGAGCAAAGGUAAUCUUAGGGCUAUGGAAGAAGAGAUGAAGCAGCGGAGCAAGGUGGGCGAGAAGAGGAAGGUGAAGGACCUCCAGAAAAAGGUUCGGAAAGUAAACAUGCAAGAGAAGGAGCGCGCUCGACUGCGCAAAAAG
This is a messenger RNA of Baudoinia panamericana UAMH 10762, 1512 nucleotides long. RefSeq lists its product as uncharacterized. Gene Ontology annotation, cellular component: cytoplasm. Gene Ontology annotation, biological process: proteolysis. Gene Ontology annotation, molecular function: calcium-dependent cysteine-type endopeptidase activity. The record is from RefSeq and is a predicted model, not a curated record. NCBI's taxonomy places the organism in Eukaryota, Fungi, Ascomycota, Dothideomycetes, Mycosphaerellales, Teratosphaeriaceae. The annotation marks the transcript as partial. The transcript is spliced from 2 exons.